AUGGGUCCUUCACGUCCCUCCAUCUUCUUGCCGUUGUUUUUGUCAGUGGUAGUGUGUAUGUCAGCCUCACUUGGUAGCUCUAGUUCUGAUUUGGUUGAAUCAGAAUUGUUGAAGGUUCCAAUUUCAGAGUUCGCAAAUUCAGUGAGGUCCACCGUCGACAUCGUACAGCAGGUGGCCACCCUCGUCUCCACAUUCACCGAGUUUGCAAAUUCAGUGAGGCUGACCAUCGAAGUGGUACCACAAGUGGCCUCCCUCGUCUCCAGAUUUACCGAGUUUGCAAAUUCAGUGAGGUUGACCAUCGAAGUGGUACAACAAGUGGCCUCCCUCGUCUCCAGAUUCGCUGAGUUUGCAAUUUCAGUGAGGUUGACCAUCGCAGUGGUACAAAAAGUGGCCUCCCUCGUCUCCAGAUUGGCCGGUGCAUUCAGUAAUUUUCACCUUUCUAAGGCCAUUGCCGACUGCCUUGAUCUCCUCGAUCUCUCCGCUGACAAAUUGACCCGUACUCUCUCUGCUUCUCAGUCUCCCAAUGGUAUGUAUGGUAUUACUCCUUCCCUCUUCCUCAAGAAUUUGGUGGCUGCUCUUAAUGACCAAGGCUUCAUAGCACGUGACAUGACAUUCGAGAACACAGCAAGACCGCAGAAGCACCAAGCAGUUGCAUUCCGAUCAGACUCUGACUUGUCGGUUUUGUUUAGAUGUGCUAUAAGGGGAUACCAAGACACACUCUACGCGCACUCCUUGCGCCAAUUCUACAGAGAAUGCCAGAUCACCGGCACUGUGGAUUUCAUAUUUGGCGACGGCACUGUCGUGUUCCAAAAUUGCCGAAUCCUAGCCAGGUUAGGCCUGCCUGAUCAAAAGAACACCGUAACCGCCCAGGGUCGUAAAGACCCAAGUGAGUCCUCGGGCUUCUCUAUCCAAUUCUCCAACAUAUCUGCGGAGCCAGAUUUGUUAGCUUCAUUGAACUCCACGUACACAUACCUUGGACGACCGUGGAAGCUCUACUCGCGAACAGUCAUCAUGCAAUCGUACAGGAGCAACGCCAUAAGGCAGGAAGGGUGGAUAGAGUGGAAUGGGAAUUUCGCACUGGAUACCCUCUUCUAUGGUGAGUUUAUGAACAAUGGGCCAGGGGCGGGACUGGGUAGCCGGGUCAAGUGGCCAGGUUUCCAAACCAUGAAUGACUCUGCUCAGGCCUACAACUUCUCUGUGGGUCAAUUCAUUCUAGGAAAUGAUUGGUUGCCAUCAAUCCAAAAUGGCAACCUUGCACACUUUUGGGAGGCCAAGUGGGUACCCUCUACUAACGAUUUCAAAAUUGCUUCCCAUAAACCACCUCACUGUACUGUUCAAACAGUGGCUGAAGUUAUUGACCCCAAUCGCAAAAUAUGGAAGCGUGAACUUCUCAAAGAGUGGCUUUCGCCAGAAGAUUUAGAGGCUGUUCUUGCCAUCCCAAUUGCAGCGGUUAACAGAGAUGAUCUUUUAAUAUGGCACCAUAAUCCAUCGGGAGUUUAUUUCGUUACGUCAGGCUAUGCCUUAGCAAAGCAGAUAUGCCACAACUCCAAUGGUUCUAAUAAGCCCUCCAGAUCUCUCACCCUUAGUACAGAUUUUUGGAAUUCCAUUUGGGCUCUUGAUAUCCCUCCCAAAAUGCAGCCACCUUCCCACACUAGCGUCAAAUUCAAUUGUGAUGCAGCUUUCUGUCAGUCUUCCUCAUCAGUUGCCUUGGCUGUAAUCCUUCGAGAUUCAAAGGGACACCUUCUGACUGGUUGUGCUCAAACUUGCAAGGCUUCGUCUACAGCACAAGCUGAGGCACAUUCAGUGCGUCUAGCGUGUCUUAUGGCUAAAGCACUUAAUCUCUCGCGAGUGGAAAUCGAAAGUGACAACAAAUCGGUGAUCUCCUUCUGCGUAUCCGAAACGGUUCCACCAUGGGAGUAUAGUGCCAUUAUUCUGGACAUUCGAGGACUUAUUUCCACACACUCCUUAUCUUUUUCCUGGACCAGCAGAAACAACAAUGAAGCAGUACACUGGGUUGCCAAGGCUUGUCUUUCUAAGGCCUUACCUGUAAAUUGGGCUGUGAGGGAUUUCACGUUGGCUGUUCAGCAUGAGGCAGAUUCGGUGGUGUAUGGAGGGACGGUGAUAGCGCCGAAGGUUCUUGCUGAAAUUGUUGAGUCUGUUGCUGCAGCAGUUUAUGUUGAUCGUCAAUUUGAUCUGCAAGCUUUUUGGGUGGUGCCUAGUUGUAUCUUUAGAGGUAUAUUGGAGCCUAUUGUUACUCUUGAUGUUCUCCAGCAACAACCAUGCUUUUUGAAUUUUGUCAAAAAAAGGGGGGUUGUUGUACCUCGAUGGUUGUCAGUUGUGUUGUUGAAGCAAGAUUGUUGUGAUUUUGAAGCCUGA
Camellia sinensis is the source of this 2376-nucleotide messenger RNA. The record is from RefSeq and is a predicted model, not a curated record. NCBI's taxonomy places the organism in Eukaryota, Viridiplantae, Streptophyta, Magnoliopsida, Ericales, Theaceae.